AUGGCGGCUAGCUUAUGUGAGAACUUUUGGGUGACAGCUCUGAAGCCGCGACUCGUCAGGGCAGAGGGAAACGAUAGUACUAGUACCCGAGAUGUUCUCCCUUCCAGCAUCAGUGUCACAGAGGAGGUCACCUCCAUACCAACAGGAGACGACGACGACGUGAUCCUGACCUGGAAUGACCUGGCAUCCACCCAGCAGCCGCUGUGCAGGUCUAGGGAGAGAUUUUUGCCCCCCGUCCUUUUCGAAUACGACUCCUGCGCGCUGUGUUACGGAUACAUUCAAAAUCGAGACUUAUUCUCGUUCCGGUGGGUCAUGAGAGACACCUCGAGGCAAUACAGGGUCAAGAACGAAACCUUCGUCUUCGUGGUGACUGCGUUGAUGAAUCCAAGCAACGUUUCCCACUUGGUUGAGGCAGACGUGAACUCUGAAGAAAUCUCUGCUUCCUUUCACGGAAAGGACGGAUGGCGAAAGUGGCGUUCUUGUUGUGUGGCUGCAAGGAGCUGUUGCACCAGCAUGCAGUCGGCGCCCUGGCCCAAAGGACAUUGUCCACCAACCUGGGAUGGAUGGCAGUGCUGGCCUUCGACUCCCCCUGGAACGCGAGCAAGUGGUCUCUGUCCCUCCUACAGCUACUACAGAAAACCUGCCUCUUGUACAAAGCUGGCAACCAAGCAAUGCGAACCAGAUGGGCGGUGGUUCAGACGAGGCGAAGAAGGGCGCCACCAGCGGGAGUGGAGCAACUACUCCUCUUGCAGUGUCGCGGAGAACAUCAUCCGGCGUCUGUACGUUCACAUCGCUGCAUACAGCAUCUCGGUGGCCGCCCUCUUGCCCGCCCUCUGUAUUUUCUUCUCUUACGAACAGCUGGGCGUCCACCGGAUCACCUUACAUAAGCACCUCUUCAUCAGCCUUCUGCUCGAGGCUGCCUGCAACAUCAGCUUCCGGUUGCUCCAGCUGCACAAAGAGGAUCUCAUUCAGCAGAAUCCCCCCUGGUGUAUUGUACUCAAUCUCCUGACGAAGUACGCCAGCCUUUCGAAUUACAUGUGGUACCUCUGCGAGGGAUUCUACCUGCAUCAACUGCUGGUAUCGGCAUUCGCGGAGCAAAGGUCCCUCGCUACGUUCUAUCUCAUCGGAUGGGGUUUCCCGCUCCUUCCUUUGACUGUGUACGCUGGAAUUAAGUUUGCUGGCUUCAAUAGCGCCGAUUGCUGGCUUGUUCCCAGUCAGCUUGACUGGAUCAUCAACCUGCCACCCCUUGUGGCUAUACUGGUAAAUAUCAUCUUUAUCGUCAACAUCGUCCGUAUUUUAGUGAGCAAAGUCCGGGCGACGCACAGUACUAACGAACCAAGUCAGUACCGGAAAGCUGUUCGGGCGACUGUGAUGGUCAUACCGUUAUUUGGUCUGCAGUACAUCGUGACUCUGUACCGACCACCUGAACUGGGCUGUGACUGGCACGAUCUUUAUCAGAUGUUUAAUAAUAUAAUAGAGGGAAGCACAGGGGCCAUUGUGUCUGUCAUCUUCUGCUACACCAACACCGAGGUCGUGACCCUUCUUACAAGAUCGUUCCAGCGAUACAGACUUCAAAGGAAGAUGCGCAGAGGAAGGAAAGACGACGGACAGAGUAGGAAGAUGCAUCUUCGCCUGGGAGUGAUCAGUCCUCAGGCGUCAACUUUUUCUUGUUAGAUCGCUUCUCUCGGAUUCCAUUUCUGGCGUUUUCUU
Messenger RNA from Macrobrachium nipponense, 1710 nucleotides. RefSeq names its product calcitonin gene-related peptide type 1 receptor-like. Bases 1 to 1674 code for a protein of 557 amino acids. Lineage: Eukaryota; Metazoa; Arthropoda; Malacostraca; Decapoda; Palaemonidae. The record is from RefSeq and is a predicted model, not a curated record. Gene Ontology annotation, molecular function: G protein-coupled peptide receptor activity. Gene Ontology annotation, cellular component: plasma membrane. Gene Ontology annotation, biological process: cell surface receptor signaling pathway; adenylate cyclase-modulating G protein-coupled receptor signaling pathway. The transcript has 12 exons.